This is a messenger RNA of Penaeus indicus, 1143 nucleotides long. RefSeq lists its product as uncharacterized. The record is from RefSeq and is a predicted model, not a curated record. The transcript is spliced from 3 exons. Bases 1 to 1143 code for a protein of 380 amino acids. Lineage: Eukaryota; Metazoa; Arthropoda; Malacostraca; Decapoda; Penaeidae.
AUGAAAAAAAUAGAAUGUGACUUCGAAGCCCGACACGACGUUGUAGAUGUAGGCCGUGACGUUGUAGACCCCGUCGGCGGCGUAGACGUGCUGGAGGAGGGGCUGCUGGUCGCCAGGAUCCACGAACAGCAGGGUCUCCAAGGGCGUGGCGUCGCCCCAGUCGAUCCUGACGGAGGCGUUGGUCGGGAAGUUGGCGGCGGCCGUGUCGAUGAAGCGGAACCCUGUUUCACACCCACCAACAUACUCCACACCCGCCAGCAUACUCCACACCCACCAACAUACUCCGCACCCACCAACAUACUCCGCACCCACCAACAUACUCCGCACCCACCAACAUACUCCGCACCCACCAACAUACUCCGCACCCACCAACAUACUCCACACCCACCAACAUACUCCACACCCACCAACAUACUCCACACCCACCAGCAUACUCCACACCCACCAACAUACUCCACACCCACCAACAUACUCCACACCCACCAACAUACUCCACACCCACCAACAUACUCCACCCGCCAGCAUACUCCACACCCACCAACAUACUCCACACCCACCAACAUACUCCACACCCACCAACAUACUCCACACCCACCAACAUACUCCACACCCGCCAGCAUACUCCACACCCGCCAGCAUACUCCACACCCACCAACAUACUCCGCACCCACCAACAUACUCCACACCCACCAACAUACUCCACACCCACCAACAUACUCCACACCCACCAACAUACUCCGCACCCACCAACAUACUCCGCACCCACCAACAUACUCCACACCCACCAACAUACUCCGCACCCACCAACAUACUCCGCACCCACCAACAUACUCCGCACCCACCAACAUACUCCGCACCCACCAACAUACUCCGUACCCACCAACAUACUCCACACCCACCAACAUACUCCACACCCACCAACAUACUCCACACCCACCAACAUACUCCACACCCACCAACAUACUCCACACCCACCAACAUACUCCACACCCACCAACAUACUCCACACCCACCAACAUACUCCACACCCACCAACAUACUCCACAUCCUCUCCUCCACUUACUUUCUGACGGUAUGAGGAAGGCCAGCGUUGCAGCAUCGGGAGUAACCGUCCAUGUUGUAACGACCUCAUGCUGCACAUAG